GUUGUAACGAAAAUUACACAAGAAUCUUACGUGUGUUCAUCAAUAUUUGCAAUCCAUGAGUAUGACUACUGCAGAAGCGUUUGCAUUUUCGCCUAAAACCUUGAAAAGUUUUUUUUAUGUAUCAGAAGAACUUCACGCAUUAAUUGGAACUGUGAAAGAGAUAGCUGCUGUCACCACACUGGAAGAAGUCUUGAUAGGGUUGAAAGUGUAUAUUUGUAAAAAGCGUUUGUUUGAUCCUCAUAAUCCAUUUAGAAUUUCAUGUCAAAAUGAUGAAUUAGCCUCUGUGUUUGGUGUGGCGGACUUUACGUUUCUAGAGCUAAGGAAUAUUCUUGAGAUGCACAUAAAGCCAAUUGAUAAAUGUGACGUUAACUCAUUUCCUGAAGUGAUGAAAGCCAUAUCUGAUAGCACAGCAAAACGAACACCAGAUGAACCAGAAGAGACUACCAGAAAAAGAAAGUGUUCAGAAAGUUAUUCUUCUGUGUGCACUUGUAAUAAACAUUCACCUAUGGUUUUGUACAUCCCUACAUCUCCUCUUCGAUGUGCUACAUCAGGCUCUGCUGAAAGUAUUCAGGUAAUUAAUAUUGUCGCUUGUGUGAAAGAUUCAACUGAGGAAGAUGUAUGGUCUGUAGGAAAUGAAAGCAAAUUCAUUGUAGCGGAGGAAAGGACUUUUGAUGCUGAGAUAGAUUCAGAUAAUGGAACACAAAUUGGUUCUGAAAAUGAAGGAGCUGAAGAGUCUGCUUUAAAUGCAGCUGUUAUUAGAUUCACAUCCAGAUCUGACAGUGAUGUUGAAUUUUGGGCUGAUCACAGUUCUGAAGAGGAUUCACCAAUACCCAGAUCUGAUUUGUGGAAAUGUGAAGACUGUCAAAAUUUGAACAAGCCCUUGCGUAGAUUUUGCUUAAGAUGCUGGGGUGAAAGACCAAAUUGGUUGCCUGAAAAUGAUAAAAAACUUAAAGAACAGAAAGCUUCUCUCAGGCGAAAAAGGCAAAGGUAUCUUGCAAAUGUAAGUAGAACUGACCGUGAUUCAGCUCCUUCAACUCAAGAAUCUUUAUCAUCAUCUCAAGAGAUAGCAAAUACUGAUGCUGUUCGAAAAAAUACGUUGUGUAUAAUUUGCUGUAGAAAACCAGCAAAUGCGUCAAUUGUGCAUAGCAGAUAUGCUCAUCAAGUUGCUUGCUAUAAAUGUGCAAAAAAGCUGAAGAAGCAGAAACAAAGAUGCCCUGUAUGCAGAAGAACUAUUGACAAAGUCGUAUAUCAAGUAACUGCAUUUUGAUUUAUUUUUUGAGUUUGGGCUUUAUGGUAAUAACUAAUGCAGUUCAAUCUGAUGUUACUGUGAUAAAAUUGUAUAGAUAUUUAUUCAAGCUAAGAAGUGAUUUUUUUUUUUUUUUUGCCAGAUGGUUCACUCCCUUUUAUUGGGCUGCUGAAAAAACCUCUCAGUAAAGGGGGGGGGGAGUUAACUUCUUGAAAAAAAAUAUUCUAAAACAGGUCUUGAGUAUUGAAACAAAAUAAAUUUGUAUUAAAACUUUAAAUAGCAGAAGUUAUUUUAAUCAAAUUUUAUGCAAUGGUUUUCUUUAAAAAGCAUUUUAAUUGAAGCUAACCUUAGUUUUAAACCAAGCUAUCAAAGAGAAUGUCUAAGUUUAUGGAAAGGUUAUUAAUGGCAUUUGUAAUCACUUAAAACAUGUAAUAUUCCAUUAUCUUCAUACAGAAAUAAUCUGUUGUACUUCAUUUGUAAAUAUCAAUCCUACAAAUGUGCAUUUGUUGUUCAGUUACAAAGAGCAUAAUCUUACUGUUGCAUACUUAAUUACAUAAUCUAAAUUUGGUUCUUAAAUUAUAGUAAAAAGUAAGUUAAAGUUUAAAUUUAUUAUGUGUUUUUUUUUUUUUUUUUGCUUAAAAGUGUUUACAAGGCUCCCAUUUGGUUCCCUUUUCCUUUACUUUUUUAGUUUUAUUUUGAAUUUUCCAUGCAAUCUCUUUUAUUCUUUUUUAUCCUUUAAAAAAUGGAUGUUGUUAACACCCCUAUCCCAAUAAUUUAAAUUUUGAAGCAUGUCAGGACAUGUGACAGCUAGUGUUCAAAUUUUUUUGCUAUGUGCAGUAAAUUCAUUCCGCAUAGUUUCUUGUUCUAAGCAAAAGUAAUCUUGAUUAACAGGGUUUUUUUUUUUUUUCCAGCUGGUAAAUUGAUCGAAAUAGGUUGAUUUUCAACAAUCGCAUGCGCCCGAUUUCCGAAUACUUCAGAUUAUUCAGCAUACCCAUAACUUUAACAUUUAAAAGUUAUGAUUAAAAUCCGUUUUCAAUCCCUAUUUUUAUAGAAUUUUGGUCCCUUUCCUCCCUAAGGGGAAACUAAAAAAUCUGUCGGGAGACCUGUAUCUCAAAUUAAUAAUCUGAGUUUUAUUAAUUGUUUCUUUGAAAAUUCAACUGAAAAGUUUUAACAGUAUGGUAGAUUUUUUUUACUGAUUUAUAAACAGAGGUGCUUCUUAGACAACAACAUUGCUUUUAAGAUGUUCUUUUAUAAAAAUGUUUUCUUGAUCUCGACUCCAUACCUACUCAAAUCAACUGUUUUUCACAAGAAUUUUCUGCUUUUAUAGGCUGUUUCCAAAUUUUCUGCACAAGUAUAAUUUCCCCCCUCUUUUUAAAAUAUACCUGAAGUUAUGGGGGAAAAAAAGGGAGUUAAAAAUCCUCACGAGAUUAAAUGUUAGAAAAAAGGAUAACAUUUGCAAAAUAUUACCUGAAAUUAGAGAUGGAACAAAGCAUUGGCCAAGGUGAAUCAUGAGCUGUGGUUUGGCCGUUUCAGCCUGAAACAAUUUAAUGCUGCAAAUUUUCUUUUACAAUUAUUAUUUUUAAGAUAUUGUCUUUUAAAUUCAAAAUUGUACCCUAUGAUGAAUCAUAACAGAAAUGUAUAUUUAAUUUUAAAAUUUGUGUGCAUUAAACCUUUGGAGGCAGAACUCAUGAAGUUAUUUAAAAAUAUACAGCAUUAAACAUUCUUCAAAUAUUUUUAGUUUUAAAAUUUUGUUAAAUCCUUUGCUAAAAAUAAAUACUAAAUGAUGGACUAGUAAGAAAGAAGGCAUGGUAUUACUUUUACAACUUAAUCCAAGAUUUAAACAUUUUCCAUUAAGAAUGUUUGCAAAUUUAUGUUAAUAUUAACACAUAAUCUAAAUAUUAGGUACUUUAUUAAUGGAUAAUUCUAUGAUUUGAGGACUAAUUUAUCAAAAAGGAACGUAUUCAUUUUCUAAUCAUGUUCAGGAGGUGAGAAAAACGAAUUAGGGUAAGACCAAAAUAAUUUCAACAACUUAUGUGGGUACAGAAUUGAGCACAAAAGCACAGGAAAUCGUGGCCCAGGGUAAGAAAUAUUAGUGUAAAAAUAAAAAACAAGGAGAUAUCGCCAUCUUAAUUUUGGAUAUGUGCCCUUUUGAACGAAAACCUGAAUGUUGAGAAUUCCAAUUUCACCACAACCCUAAUAUUUCACCUUCUCAUAUUCUCUUAUCGAAACCUAAAAGUAGUGGAAUAAAUUUGAGGAUCUUGGAAAUGUGUUCCUUUGAAUCUAAAAGUCUUCGUACUACAGAUUCUUUCAGGAAAAGGUCCCUUUUUGUUCAAAAUAAAACAUGCAGGGGUCGGAUUUGUUACUUUUUGAUCAAAAAGCCACACUUUACUCUUAAAUAACCACGGGUUUUCCACAUUUGGACUUCUAAGUGAUUUGAUAAGUGCUAUCUGAAAGAUUUAGAAAAUGUCAUUAAAUGAAUUUUUCUGAAAAGUGGUUAUGUUCCCUUUUGAUAAAUUACUCCUCACUUAAUAUUUGAUCACAUCAGUUGAUUAUUAUAAACAUUAACUUAAUUGUUGAGCAUGCCUUUAAUAUUCCAAAUAAUGCUUUAUAGUACUUAUUCUAAUAAAAAUUAGAAACGUGCUUUUCUGGAACAAGGGCAAAGCAAAAAAUCUUAACUAGUAAUAAUUAUUAAUUUUAAAAAACCGCAGUGAGCAGAAAAUGUGUUGGCAAAACAAAGAGUAGUAAAGUAUAUGGAGAAUAACAUGAUGUUAAAUGCAUUUAUUGUGCGUUAAAUGCUAGAACUCAACAUGUGGAGUAGCCAAAGCCUAUUAGUUGGCGGAAGCUUCAGUAUUCAGCGCUUCAGCCAAAUAGGUCAUCGUGCUAUCUCUAUCUGAAAUAUCUUUUUUUUUUCAUUAUUUUUAACUCUCAAUAAUAUUUAAUAUUGGCCACUAAUGUUAUUAAAAUACAAUUCUGAAAUUAUUUUGCUUUAAGAAGCUCCUUUAUUUACUACUUCAGUUGUUUACAUUUUAAAACGUAUGAUGUUUUUGCAUCCAUUCCGCCCACUCCCCCUUUCAAUGCUCAUGAAGCUCACUUUGAAGACUAGAAGAUAAAAUACAUUUUCACUAAAACCUUAGAAAAUUUCUUAAUGGAAUUCACAGAUGGUUUUCAGUGUAAGCAUUCAAAUUUCAUAAAAUUAAAUACUGAAUUGCUAGUUUAGUUGAGUUUUUUGUUUUAAUUUUUGUCAAGUAUUGAAAUACAUACGUUAUAUUUCCAAUGAUUAGAAGAUGGUUGAAUUAAAGAAUAACUGAUAAAAAUUAGUUGCAUGUGGAAAAGUAAAAAAAAAACAAAAGUUGCUGACUAUGCACAACUUGCAGCAUCACCAUAGCAAUAACUUAGUUCAUUGUGAUGAAUAAAUGUUUUUAUGAAGUAAACAAAGAUUUAUUCAUCAUAAUUAAAUGAUUAUGUAUUUAAAGAAUGCAUUAAAUAUCUAAAAUGAAACCAAAAAAUUUAUUUGAAAGUGCAAUAUGAUGCAUUUGAUAUUAUAUCAAUGUCGAGAAAUGCUUUAUGUGUUAUUGAUAGUUUCAUUAUUCUCUUGGAAUAAUUAACUCUAUUUUUUCUGCUAAAUAGUAUUUAUUAUUUGUUUUCUGAAAUGUUCUUUUUAAUGCACGCGCAUGCAAUUUUUUUUAAAACUUAUUUUUGUUUUUUUAAAUUAUUUUGCAAAUAUCUUAUUUCUUUUGUAUUUUAUUUAUUCUCAUUUUGUUUGCAAUUAAUUAACAGUUAAGAAUUUACAGAUUGAGGUACUUUAUUAACUACUUCAGCAUUAAUUCUCUCAUUUUUGAUUUGUAAAGUUUUUUAUUUUCCACUUUAUUGUUUUCUUAUAUGAUUGUCCGUUGAAAGUAAAGUUACAAUUUUCUAUUUAAGUAAUUUGGUUGGGAAAACUAACUUGUAAAAUUUCCUUUUUAAUGUAAAAUUAUUCUUUCUUCUGCUUUCUGAUGUCAAAUGUACUGUUUUUCUCCUAUUUUUUGAAAUAAAAUCUGCUUUUUGUUUCCUCUAUUG
Messenger RNA from Uloborus diversus, 5302 nucleotides. Its product is annotated as E3 ubiquitin-protein ligase Mdm2-like. The record is from RefSeq and is a predicted model, not a curated record. The coding region runs from base 56 to 1267 and encodes 403 amino acids. Lineage: Eukaryota; Metazoa; Arthropoda; Arachnida; Araneae; Uloboridae. Gene Ontology annotation, cellular component: nucleus. The transcript is spliced from 10 exons. Gene Ontology annotation, biological process: regulation of cell cycle; negative regulation of apoptotic process.